CCCCGAGCCCAGGGGAGCCGGCCGCCAGGGCCAAGCCCGGGCUUGGGGGGCGUCCCUCGGGAGCCGGGGCUGCCAGGCGGGCGGCGAGAGCCCCGACGAGACCUUGACCGGAGCCGGCCUUCGCGGCGGGGCGCAGAGCGGGGCUGGGGGGUCGCCUUCCUGGCCUGCCGCGCCAUGGCUGCGCCCGAGGUGUGUGAUGGGAGCCGGGCGGCCUCCACCCUCCGCUACUGCCUGACGCUCAGUGGCACGGUGCUUCUGGUGGCAGGGACCCUCUGCUUCGCCUGGUGGAGUGAAGGGGAUGCAGGCGCCCAGCCUGGCCGGCCGGCCCUGCCCACUGGGCACCCCAUGCCCGAGGCCCCCAGGCCCCUGCUCAGGGCGGUCAGCUUCUUCUGCUGCUCAGUGGGUGGCCUGCUGCUGCUCUGCGGCCUGCUGUGGUCCGUCAAGGCCAGCGCAGGGGGGCAGCCCCGAUGGGACCCAUAUCGUCUCUCCAGGGACCUGUACUACCUCACUGUGGACCCCUCAGAGGAGCGCUGCAGGACCCUACCGCCAGUCGCCAUCCCCACCUAUGAGGAGGCCAUGCGCUGCCCACCCGCGGACCCGGACAGGGGAGGACGGCCUGAGGGGCGGUGUGCACCGCCCACCCGCAGCCCCGGGGGGACGGCCUGAGGGGUGAUGUCCCCGGGGCCCCCUGUGCAGCAUCAAGAGCGGCCUCUCUGCCUAGCCGCCUAGCCGGCCGGGGCGCUCAGGGGCACCCGCUGCGUGGGCGGGUCCACUUCUCUGCCUUUGCUGCAGGACACACAGCCCGCAAUAAACCGGCUCCGUCCCCACUGCGGCCCGUGUGCUUCCUCGCCCCUGGCUUGGUGGCCGGGCCGGGGCAGCGCUGGCUCUCAGCUGGGGCAUUUUGCAGUGCCCUUGAGAAGAUAGAGGCCCAGAGCAGAGCCAGGACUGGCCCAAGGUCACGCCCUGAGUUUAGAACCAAAAGAACAUGGAUCUGACUUGAGACUGCCCGAGCAUGGGUUCCACCAGGCGCCAGCCGAGUGGCCUCACACAAGUGGCUGUCCCGCUCUCCGCCUCAGUGUCCUCAUCUGUAAAAUGGGGAUGGGGAAUUCCACGGCCCCAGCCCUGCUCAGAGCUGCGUUGUGAGGGUUAAAUGAGAGGAGAGCAGCUGGCCUGGCGAGCACACGCUGACCCUGCAGGCCCGGGGCUGGAACAUCGAAUAACAAAUGCAGAGUCCUCGUAAGGGCCUCCACCAAAGGAAGGUGUGGCCUCUACUCCCAUACCUCCUCUGACAGGGAGCUCACUUCCUCUCCUUACUUUCCAUGUGUGGCAGAAAUGUCUGCUUUCUGUCCAGCUACAUUCCGCAUCCCUACAUCUCCACAUCACCCCACUCACAGAUGGGAAAGACCAGCUCAGAGAGGUUGAGUCACCUUCCCAGGGUCCCACAGCAAGCAGGGGUUCAAAGUCCUGGGGCUCGGUCAGCUGGAUAAGGGCAGCAUUCCCCGAGGGCCUCCUGCCAUUAUUGCACAUCCUCAAGGCCGAUCUCCCACAGGUGCUGUCCCCGUUUCACAGGUGUGGAAACUGAGCCCCAGAGAGGCAAAAUCAGAGCAUAAAGGCAGAGCCAGUGUUUCCAUUCAGGCCUGGCUGGGCUGCAGGCCUGGGAUCCUCCCAUCUGGGCCUGGACCCUCUCGGUAGCUGCCCAGCCGGGCUCCCUGCUUCUGCCUGUGUCCCCUGCCGUCUCUUCUCAGCUCCGUGGCCAGAAUGAGCCUGAUCACACCCAGGCCGACGACGUCCCUCCUGGGCUCAGGACCCAGAGAGGUUCUGGCUGCCUUUGAAUACGGACUCCUGCGGUGGCCUGGGUGGGCCGUGUGUGCGGUGCCCUCCUUUCGGUCAGCCCACUGGCGCCUUUGCACUCACCUUGCCUCU
Equus quagga is the source of this 1923-nucleotide messenger RNA. It is a transcript of the gene TMEM61, whose product is annotated as transmembrane protein 61. Lineage: Eukaryota; Metazoa; Chordata; Mammalia; Perissodactyla; Equidae. The record is from RefSeq and is a predicted model, not a curated record. The transcript is spliced from 3 exons. The coding region runs from base 175 to 666 and encodes 163 amino acids.